AUGAGCUUCAAAUACGACACACUGGAUCCAAACCAACGACAAAUCCGACUGCUCUCCAUUCACCGCUCAAUAGUCGGAAGGGGUCCGAUCCAUUGCUCCCUCCACACCGUGUCUCUUGAUGAUUCCCCAGAGUUCGAAGCCAUUUCAUAUGUUUGGGGAACGGAAGAUGCCACUGAGCAUAUAUUCCUCGAUGGCAAUGCGUUCUACGUAAAACCCAACGUGGCAAAGGCUCUGUACCAACUUCGGCGUAAAUCCAGGCGUCGGAUUGUAUGGGUGGAUACUAUUUGCAUCAACCAGUGCGAUAUUGACGAAAGGAACACCCAAGUACCCUUGAUGGCCACGAUAUACACCACGGCGGAUUAA
Aspergillus luchuensis is the source of this 363-nucleotide messenger RNA. RefSeq lists its product as uncharacterized. The record is from RefSeq and is a predicted model, not a curated record. Lineage: Eukaryota; Fungi; Ascomycota; Eurotiomycetes; Eurotiales; Aspergillaceae. The transcript has a single exon. The coding region runs from base 1 to 363 and encodes 120 amino acids.